Messenger RNA from Strongylocentrotus purpuratus (purple sea urchin), 465 nucleotides. RefSeq lists its product as uncharacterized. Gene Ontology annotation, biological process: netrin-activated signaling pathway. Gene Ontology annotation, molecular function: netrin receptor activity. Bases 16 to 465 code for a protein of 149 amino acids. The transcript has 3 exons. Gene Ontology annotation, cellular component: membrane. The record is from RefSeq and is a predicted model, not a curated record. Lineage: Eukaryota; Metazoa; Echinodermata; Echinoidea; Camarodonta; Strongylocentrotidae.
GCGAUCCCCAAAGGGAUGAGAUCUUUGAUCACUCUUAGUGUACCUAGCCGUUGUUCAUCUAAGAUUCCCCUUAAGGAUGGAGAGGUUCUCAUUACUCCAGUCAUUGAAUGCUCUUUCACUCAAGAACUUAUCAAACCUGCCACUGUAGCUCUUCCACACUGCAUCCAUCCGGUACAACAUCAAGAUGACUUACGUGUUAGCCUUUACACCAAGUUAGGACCAGGUACAUUUGGUUACAGGAGCUUACUUCCAAAUACAUCAAGAGAUUUCGAUAUCUCAGAGGACAUCGUUGGUUUCCCUACGCGUCAUCUUCAACUCUGGGCUUUGUCAUCAAGCAACGUUCAUGGAGUUCAAUUCACCUGCGAAGUUUUUCAGCCGCUUUUCAUGCUUCCUUCACAGAAAUCUACACUGCGUAUUCGCAUAGCUCAUCCUUCCCACAGAUAUCAUGCCUCGAAUUCCAUCUAG